Molecule: messenger RNA, 2882 nt
Organism: Pseudophryne corroboree (corroboree frog)
Lineage: Eukaryota; Metazoa; Chordata; Amphibia; Anura; Myobatrachidae
Product: serine/threonine-protein kinase pim-1-like
Exons: 6
Coding region: 157-1170 (337 amino acids)
Biological process (GO): protein autophosphorylation; negative regulation of apoptotic process
Cellular component (GO): cytoplasm
Molecular function (GO): ATP binding; protein serine/threonine kinase activity
Source: RefSeq, a predicted model, not a curated record
GGAAUCAAUGGGUCUGCCGGGAAGCGCUGUGAUUGGCCAGCGGCCGGUCCCGGGGAGGAGGGGGAGCGGCGUGCAGUUUGCAAACGCUCAGGAGUGAGCGGCAGCCGCACGUGGAGGAGCAGCGCUCGUUGUUCUGGGACCGGCCGCACACUCAGCAUGCUGCUCGCCGCACAGGGACACUUUGUGGAGCACCAUAUGGCGCUGACACGUUAUUACCGGGACUCUGACCCCCCCAGCCCGGCUACCUCUCCACCACCACCCGCCUUCCCCAUGGCUGAUGGGCAGGGGGACCUUAGCCAAGUCAAAGAACCAUUCGAAAACUGCUACCAAGUGGGGCCCGUCAUUGGCACGGGUGGUUUCGGGACGGUCUAUUCUGGAGUGAGACUCUCAGACAAAUUGCCUGUUGCGAUCAAGCACGUAUCAAGGGACCGCAUCGGGGAAAUGAAGCACAUGAAUGGGACACUGGUUCCUUUGGAAAUCUAUCUGCUGAAGAAGGUAUCCACAGGCUGCCGCGGCGUGAUCCGGCUCUUGGACUGGUACGAGCGGACUGAUGGCUUUAUAAUUAUCAUGGAGCGGCCGGAGCCUGUGCAAGAUCUGUUUGACUUCAUCACGGAGCGAGGAGCCCUUAGCGAAGAGCUAGCAGCCAAUUUCUUCCGACAAGUUGUGGAAGCUGUACGGCACUGCCACGCCUGCGAUGUUGUUCACCGCGAUAUCAAAGAUGAGAAUAUUCUUGUGGAUCUGAGGACGGCCGAGCUCAAGCUCAUAGAUUUUGGCUCUGGUGCCUUACUACGGGAUGCUGUUUACACAGACUUUGAUGGUACACGGGUGUAUAGCCCCCCAGAAUGGGUCCGGUUCCACAAGUACCAUGGGCGCUCUGCCACAGUGUGGUCCCUUGGCAUCUUGCUCUAUGAUAUGGUGUGUGGCGAUAUCCCCUUUGAACAUGAUGAUGAAAUUCUGAAGGGAAAGAUCCAGUACCGCUGCAGAGUGUCUAGAGAAUGUCAGCAUUUGAUCGAGUGGUGUUUGUCCAAGAGAUCCUCAGACAGGCCAACCCUAGAGCAGAUUCUGUCUCAUCCCUGGAUGUCCCAGGAGCUAGACCAAAAGGACAAUAACAACAAAGUAUCAAGGAAGGUGGACCAAGAAUCAACCAGCACAAGCCAAGAGACCCUCUAAGCCCAAUAGAGACGCUCAACGAGCGAGAUGGGUAAUAUCUGACGCAGUCCCGGGGUGGACGGGCUGGCGUGGGCCUGUGCGUCCAGUUUGCAAACUUGGAUUCCCAGUGAGACAGAAGGCGCUGUCCCACCAGAGCGACAUACCUCAUGGGGGUCUUAAGAAUGGACGACUUUGAAUACAAACGUGUGGUGACCUCAGACUGUGGGUUCUUUUUCUAGAGACCCCCUUGCUUUCCCGAGAGACUUGAUGGGGAAGAUAGGAGCAAGUGAGAAGGGCGGGUAGCCCAGAUGCCAUGCAGGGUUACACUAGCAAGCAUAUACCACAUUGUGCUUAAGUAGUUAUCCUCUGUAUACAGGUUCUUAGCUGCAGUUUACAGUAUUUUAUGACGUAACAUCUGUAAAGUACUUAUUUUGAGUGUGCAUCCACUUAUUAUUCUUUAUGUGACACUAAUAUAAGAACUUAGCCUAUAACUAAGAAAAGCAUUUGCUAAGAAACAUAGCACACGCGUGGACUUUUUUUUUUUUUUUCUUGGUUCUUUUGGCUAUAAUAGUGGAUCAGCCUUGUAAUAGCUGACAUAGAUUAAUUGCAAAGUUUAAUGGAUUAGCAAUUGUCUGGUUAAGUGGAUGCUCAUCAAAAUGAUGCCAGUUCUUUUAUUUAGGCUGCAGAAUAUAGUAUCGUAAGAACUGCUGGGGGUGAACGCUGCUUCGGCCGUGUGCAGGCCAAACACCCUGCAACUUUUUGUUCAUUUUCUUUUUUUUUCUUUUUUUAUUCCCUCUGAAUCACCUUGGCCCAAUUAGGGACUGCUCCUAUUACAGUUGGCCAAAAAAAUGGUCUUAAAGUUGUUUGCAAUGUCAAACUGAACACUGUGUCCCAAAAUUUACAGUCGGCCAGCCUAGGUUUGGGUUUGUUUGUUGUUUUUUUUAAAGAUUUUUAUUUGUCAAUGUUUUGAGAAAAUAACCUUCCUUGCUGCUAAUAGGGGACCCUGCACCAUGACACAGUAGUGAAAGGGGUUAAAGGUUUCCUCAGGGAGACUGCUGUGAUACUGGUAAUACCAGCUGAACCUGCAUUAUCUAGGAGGGCUCACUGAACAUGUGUUCCACAGGAAUGCAUUCCCAAGCGGGACACUUUCAGUCAUUUGCAUAUCAAUGACUGCUUAGCUGGUUUACAAUGGAAAUAUCAUUGCAAUCUUUUUAGUUUAAUUAAAUACCUUGCGAUUUUUUUAUUUUUCCCAACAAUUUCAAACGUGUGUAACUUUGUCUUCACAGCCUUAAACGUUCAAACACAUGUGUGUCAAUGAACAUUUUUUACACAUUUUGUGAUUUUUAGUUUUAUUUUUGUUUGAUUUUGGCUCCCCGCCCCGUGCUCAUUUUGCCAGUGCUGGGUUUAAAAAUGACCCGGAUUUUAGUACAGUUAAAAUAUCGUCCCCAUGUCUCCUAAAAAGAAUGUUGGGAUUAUUAAAAACACUUAUGUUGUGACUGUCACACCCGAAUCUCCUGAUAAUGGAGAAUGUGAAGAAUACAAUGGUUCAUCUUUAAAUCACCUGAUUGAAACCGUGGGCCCAUUGUUUAAAGGGUGGUAUCAGGUGGGAUUAAUUCUUAAACACUUGUGCAAAUAAACCUAUCUGGGGAUACAGAGAAGGAUUUAAUGGCGUUUGUUUUCUAUUUAUACUUCUGUUUGGUUUCAGGGAGAGGGGAAUAAACAGUUUACAAUGA